AGACACUGCCGAGGACCUAGGGCAGAGGCUUCCGUUAAUUGCCCGGGACUUCUGAUCCUGUGACGUGAGCGGCCCACGGGAUUUUUAUGUGUGGGGCGGGUAGGCAGAGACGAAGGCAGGCCUUAUCAGAAAGGAUGGAGUUGGGAAACGGAAAACUGCUGAGGACCGGACUGAACUCACUGAACCAAGCAAUCCACCCAACCCAGGGCCUUGCCUGGACGGAUGGGAGUCGUGUAGUCCUCACUGAUUUACGCCUUCAUAGUGGAGAGGUCAAGUUUGGGGACUCGCAAGUCAUUGGACAUUUUGACUAUGUCUGCGGGGUGUCCUGGGCCCCGUUCAGCACAGCACACAUGCCCUCUCUGCUUGCCGUCCAACACAGGAAGCAUGUCUCUGUGUGGCAGGUAUGUCCCAGCACUUCAGGAUCAAGCAAAUGGCAGAUGUCUCAGACCUCUGAAAUCAGAGAAUCAAUCCCUAUCCUUCCUCAAGGCUGUGUGUGGCACCCAAAAGAUGCUGUCCUGACUGUGUUGACUGCACAGGACGUUUCCCUUUUUCCUAACGUUCACAGCAACAACUCCAGAGUGAAAGUGGACAUCAACACCACGGGCCACAUUUACUGUGCAUGCUGGACCCUGGAUGGCCAGAGGCUGGUGGUGGCAGUAGACAGCAGCCUUCACUCAUACAUUUGGGACAGUGCUCAGAAGUCUCUUCACAGCUGCUCCUUCUGCCCAGUGUUUCCUGUGAGCUGUGCCAUCCGCUCCAUCGCCGCCACCGUGGACUCACAGGUUGCUAUAGCCACUGAACUUCCACUCGAUAAGCUUUGUAGCUUAAGUGCAUCCGAAGCCUUUGACAGUCCACCUAAUGGUGAAGAUGCUGGCGUGCAGAUUCUUCCUGUGGGUGAAACACCCUCUGUGGAUGAGCAGGCAGCCGCCUCAGAAACGGAUUCUGAAGUGACAGGCCCCCCCUCUUCCGGUCCUCUGGAUCUGACUCACAUACAUUUCAACAGAUCACAAGCUGAGGACAGGUCUCUUAUUUGUUUAAGAAAAAAGGACUGCUUGACAGGAACUGGCCAGGAUUCCUCACACUUGCUCCUGGUGACUUUUAAGAAAGCCAUUACCACGACAAAAAAGGUCGCCGUUCCAGGUCUUCUGGUUCCUGAUUUAAUAACUUUUAACCUGACAGCACAGCUAGUGGCUGUGGCUUCCAAUACGUGGAAUGUAAUUUUGAUCUAUUCCGUCAUUCCAGCUUCUAUGCCAAACAUCCAGCAAAUUCGGUUGGAGAGCAACGAGAGACCAAAAGGCAUGUGCUUUCUGACAGACAGAUUAGUACUGAUUGCUGUAGGGAAGCAAAGGCCCACUGAAACAGCAUUUCUUCCUUCUUCAGAAUCCGAUCAGUAUGCCGUUCACCUGAUAGUUAGAGAAGUAACACUGGGAAGAGAAUCUUCUGGAAUGUCUGCUGAGAGUCAGGGUGCUUCCUCUGCCCUCAGCGCACUGUCAGAUGAAGCAGAUAGAGAAAAGUUCACUGAGAGUCUUUCCCCCGGUUUGAGUGCCCUGCGCCGAGGGCUCCUGCUAACAGCCAACUCCAGCGCUCAGAGUGAGAGGUCUGGAAGAGCCCUUAUCCAAGAACUUAAAAGUCCCUUGUCCCCUCUGUUCAGUGAGCCCAUUGUCCCUGAAACCCUUCACAGGCCUUCCUGGCUUUGGACAGCAUUGUCUAGACCCAGCAGAACCUCAGACCACACCAGCACCCCAGAACCAAAUUUACCUCAAAGAGAGAACUUACCAAAAGAAAGGGAAACUCGCCUGAUUGCAGGGGAGCUGGAGGCCUUAGCUAGUCGCCUGGUGGGAACACAGCAGUGCCUUUCUGAAGUCAUGGAUUUUCUCCACAAGGCGAAGCCGCUCUCUCCCGUGUACCCACCCUCUCAAGACCCUCCCUAUGUUCACCUCAUUUGCCAGGUAACAUCUCCUUUGAGGAGCUUCCACCAUGCAGGAAGCUCUUGCAUCCAGUGGGGAGGAGGGGUAGGAGUGGAACCCUGAGUGAAGUGCGGUUGAUCGGGGCA
Molecule: messenger RNA, 2053 nt
Organism: Acomys russatus (golden spiny mouse)
Lineage: Eukaryota; Metazoa; Chordata; Mammalia; Rodentia; Muridae
Gene: Wdcp
Product: WD repeat and coiled coil containing
Molecular function (GO): kinase binding
Source: RefSeq, a predicted model, not a curated record